UUCAAAUCCAAUUCAGCAGUUCUGCGAGUAAGAAGACGGCGCCACUCCGCUGAAGGGGAUGCCUGGGCUAUCUUUCAGAUGAUGGAGGGAGCGGAAGUUGCGGAGCAAAAGCGCAUCUGGGAAGAGAAGCAGGCAACCCUCCGCAGCCAGCUCAUAACCCAUGACGUCCACACUUGGACCGUUCCAGGGGGCCCCGUUUGCCCCCUUCAGGGCCCCCCCGGCAACGAGCUCCGCUUUGUGGGGGGCGUAGACGUCAGCUUCAGCCAAACAGACCCGGACCUCGCUUGCGCCGCUCUAGUUGUCAUCGACCUCACAAAGCUCCAAGAGCCGGUUCCGGGGUCCGCAAAGUUUUCAGACACCGGCGGAGACGCUGUGGUGUACGAGCGGUGUGAGUUGGUCCGCUUGGACGUGCCUUACCUGCCGGGGUUUUUGGGGUUCAGGGAGGUCCCUGUGCUCAGGCCGCUGCUGGAGGAAGUGGCGCAGGAGAGGCCUGACAUUGCUCCGCAAGUCAUUCUGGUUGACGGCAAUGGCAUCCUCCACCCACGCGGCUUUGGCUCGGCUUGCCACCUUGGCGUGGCCUGCCACAUGGCAACCAUCGGGGUGGGCAAGAACUUCUUCCACCUAGACGGCCUGACUAGCGACGGCGUGCGCGCGCGCGCAGAGGCGCGCGGUCUGCAGCCGGGCGAAGCGAUGGACAUUGUGGGGGAGAGCGGAAGGGUGUGGGGUGCGGCUUAUCGAACCCACGCCGGCAGCACCAAGCCCAUCUUCGUGUCCGUCGGACACCUACUCUCACUGGAUACCGCAGUCAAGAUCGUCCGAGCCUGCUGUCGAUUCCGGGUUCCUGAGCCGGUUAGGCAGGCUGACAUGCGGUCCAGAGAGCGCCUGCGUCAGCAUGACGUCAGGGCCGCAGCGACGAGUGGCUAGCUGCUGACAACAGCCUAGGAAAGCGGACGAUAAUACUCGAACUCCACGGAGAUGCCCCUUCUACCGAGCGGAUCAGGCGCGCCCAAUCUCUCCUUAGCCGGACAAGGGCAGGGACGCCGUACCGGUCAACAUAAUGACCGCUUCACAAAGCAAAGGCCGGGCCAGAAAUUGCAUCAUCAAGGGCUGCGUCUGGAAAGAAGGGGCUGCUGCCCGAGCGCUUAUCGCCAAGGCUGGGGUUCACUUGCAAGGCAUGAGGUUUUUGAUUGUCCUUAGAGAUGGGGCCAGCAGAUCCUUGUGACGUUUGCAGUCAGUCGGAUUGCAAAACUAGAUUGCGAAAACUGAUCCGGCAGUUGGUGGAAGAUGUAGAGAGCGUUGUGUCGUCACUUCCAAGAUUCCCUCUGCAUCAAGAGGACUCACUUGAACACGUGUUGCAAGCAACUCGAUGAUUUAGCGACAUGAAGGCCGGGUCAAUCCGCUAGAGUUUCCUGCCAGCCAUGCAUGCGGCCGUGGUUGCCGCCGCGCUUGUGGCAGGUGUGCAUACGUGUGCACACCUGCCACAUGUACGUUCCCAAAAGUUAGUUAGCUGGCGUCGCGACCAACUGACUGAGUAAUGGUUCAACUGCGGGAGGUUCAAUCGAGGAUUGUCUGAACGGUCCAUUGAAGGCUGACGAGUAAUGUAUCAAAAAUUGCCCGGUCCGCCAACGUAGCAUCGUGUGAUGAUCACAAA
Molecule: messenger RNA, 1651 nt
Organism: Klebsormidium nitens
Lineage: Eukaryota; Viridiplantae; Streptophyta; Klebsormidiophyceae; Klebsormidiales; Klebsormidiaceae
Source: the annotation of a GenBank genome assembly